This is a messenger RNA of Papaver somniferum (opium poppy), 420 nucleotides long. RefSeq lists its product as uncharacterized. The record is from RefSeq and is a predicted model, not a curated record. NCBI's taxonomy places the organism in Eukaryota, Viridiplantae, Streptophyta, Magnoliopsida, Ranunculales, Papaveraceae. Bases 1 to 420 code for a protein of 139 amino acids. The transcript has a single exon.
AUGAUUGUCGUAAUGAAACAAUUUGCCAAAGGUAUUGCACCAUAUUCUCUAGAUGAUUACACACAAAUGCCAGCAUGCACUAUCUACUUUUAUGCUAAGAAGUUUAUGGAUGCAAUUAUUUGGAUCUAUAAUGGUCGAUACAUGCGUCAGCCUACCGUUCAAGAUACUGAGAGGAUUUUGGCAGAGAAUGAAGCUCAUGGGUUUCCUGGGAUGCUUGGUAGUGUGGAUUGUUUUCAUUGGGCAUGGAUAACAUGUCCUAUGGAUCAGGUAGGAUCCCACGUGGACUAUAAGUCAAUUCCCACGGUUGUUCAGCAGGCAGUAACUUCAUAUGAUAGAUGGAUAUGGAAUUCCUAUUUUGGGUUGGGUGGGCAGAAUAAUGAUUGUAAUGUCUUGCAUGCUUCGGGUUUGUUCGGUAGAUAA